Molecule: messenger RNA, 845 nt
Organism: Perognathus longimembris pacificus (Pacific pocket mouse)
Lineage: Eukaryota; Metazoa; Chordata; Mammalia; Rodentia; Heteromyidae
Gene: Barx1
Product: BARX homeobox 1
Exons: 4
Coding region: 81-845 (254 amino acids)
Biological process (GO): regulation of transcription by RNA polymerase II
Cellular component (GO): nucleus
Molecular function (GO): RNA polymerase II transcription regulatory region sequence-specific DNA binding; DNA-binding transcription factor activity, RNA polymerase II-specific
Source: RefSeq, a predicted model, not a curated record
GAGCCCCGCGUGGGCCCCGCGCCCCAAAUCCCGCCACUGUCCCAGCCAAGCGCUCCCAGGACGCAUCCGCCGGCGCCGUGAUGCAGCGGCCCGGGGAGCCGGGCGCCGCGCGCUACGGCCCGCCCGAGGGCUGUGCGGAUCACCGGCCGCACCGCUACCGCAGCUUUAUGAUCGAGGAGAUCCUCACCGAGCCGCCGGGACCCAAGGGCGCUGCGCCGGCCGCCGCCGCCGCCGCCGCGGGCGAGCUGCUCAAGUUCGGCGUGCAAGCGCUGCUGGCGGCGCGGCCCUUCCACAGCCACCUAGCGGUGCUGAAGGCUGAGCAAGCAGCGGUGUUCAAGUUCCCAUUGGCGCCCCUCGGCUGCUCCGGUCUGGGCUCCGCGUUGCUGGCCGCGGGGCCUGGGCUGCCCGGUGCGGCGGGGACGCCGCACCUGCCACUGGAGUUGCAACUCCGUGGGAAGUUGGAGGCAUCAGGCCCUGGGGAAACAGGCACGAAAGCCAAAAAAGGGCGCCGGAGCCGUACUGUGUUCACCGAGCUGCAGUUGAUGGGCCUGGAGAAACGCUUCGAGAAGCAGAAGUAUCUCUCCACGCCAGACAGAAUAGACCUCGCCGAGUCCCUGGGUCUGAGCCAGUUGCAGGUGAAGACGUGGUAUCAGAAUCGGAGGAUGAAAUGGAAGAAAAUAGUGCUGCAGGGCGGCGGGCUGGAGUCCCCUACGAAGCCCAAGGGGCGGCCCAAGAAGAACUCCAUCCCGACGAGCGAGCAACUCACCGAGCAGGAGCGCGCCAAGGAGGCAGAGAAGCCGGUAGAGGUGCCGGGCGAGCCCAGCGACCAAAGCCGGGAGGACUGA